AUGUGCGGCGGCGCGAUCCUCGACGACCUCCGUGAGCCGGAGCUGCGCCGGUUCACGGACCGGGACAUCUGGCAGAAGAAGAAGCCCAAGAGGGGCGGCGGCGGCGGGAGGCGCUCGUUCGCGGCGGAGGACCAUGAGGACUUCGAGGCCGACUUCGCGGAUUUCGAGGCUGACUCCGGCGAUUCUGAUUUGGAGCUCGGGAAAGGGGCUGACGACGACGUCGUCGAGAUCAAGCCCUUCGCCGCCAAGGGGACUUUCUCCAGAGAUGGCUUAAGCACCAUGACUACUGCUGAUUAUGAUGCCCCUGUAGCAAGGUCAGCGAAAAGGAAGAGAAAGAAUCAAUACAGGGGUAUCCGCCAGCGCACUUGGGGCAAGUGGGCUGCUGAGAUCAGAGAUCCUCAGAAGGGUGUUCGUGUUUGGCUUGGUACUUUCAAUAGUCCUGAGGAAGCUGCAAGAGCUUAUGAUGCUGAAGCACGCAGGAUUCGUGGCAAGAAGGCCAAGGUUAACUUUCCUGAUGCACCAGCAGUUGGUCAGAAGCGCCGUUCUGGCUCAGCUUCUGCUAAAGCACCCAAGUCAAGUGUUGAACAGAAGCCUGUCGUCAAAGCAGCUAUGACCAACCUUGCCAACACAAAUGCAUCCUUCUACCAAUCUGUUAACUACCCCUCCAACAAUCCAUUUGUUCAGCAUGCCAAUAUGCCAUUCGUUCCAGCAAUGAACUUUACUGCUUCUGUUGAGGAUCCCAUCAUGAAUCUGCACUCUGACCAGGGAAGCAACUCCUUUGGCUGCUCAGACUUGGCCUGGGAGAAUGAUACCAAGACACCAGACAUCACAUCCAUUGCUCCCAUUUCCACUAUUGCUGAAGGUGAUGAGUCUGCAUUUGUCAACAGCAAUUCAAACAGCUCAAUGUUGCCUCCUGUCCUGGAGAACAAUGCUGUUGAUUUCACUGAUGGGCUGACAGAUUUAGAAUCCUAUAUGAGGUUUCUUCUGGAUGGUGGUGCAAGUGAUUCAAUUGAUAGCCUUCUGAACCUUGAUGGAUCACAGGAUGUUGGUAGCAACAUGGACCUCUGGAGCUUCGAUGACAUGCCCAUUGCCGGCGAUUUCUUCUGA
Miscanthus lutarioriparius is the source of this 1107-nucleotide messenger RNA. NCBI's taxonomy places the organism in Eukaryota, Viridiplantae, Streptophyta, Magnoliopsida, Poales, Poaceae. The record is from the annotation of a GenBank genome assembly.